AUGAUAAAAUAAAUUCCACAAUCUUAUCAUUUUCAUCAACAUCAUUCAUCAAUGGCUCUCUCAACUUCCUUCUCCAACUUCUUCUCAUUCCCAUCACCACCAACAAAGUCACCACAACAACCACCCUCUCUUCUCUCUCCAUUUCCCUCUCAUCAAAACCGUAACAACAAGUUCAUACCACUUGUUCUAAGCCGCAAUGAAACCUCUUCAUCAUCAAUCACAUCAUCAUCAUCAAUCACAUCUUCAUCAUCUUCUUCACCAGAACCACCACAAGAUAUGUCUUCAAGUUUCUCAACAUCAAACACUGUGUUCUCAGCAUCACCUUACAAUGUUCAAAUUAUUGUUGAAGAUGAUGAGCCUGAAGAGAGGUUUCUUAAUAGGUUUCGUAGAGAGGUUUUCAGUGCUGGUAUUAUUCAAGAGUGUAAGAGAAGAAAGCGUUUUGAGAAUCCACAGGAUGAGAAGAAAAGAAGAGUUCGUGAUGCUGCUAAGCGUAAUCGUAGGAACAAGUUUGCUAGGCGCCCUAUGGGAGAAGGGGGGAACUCAUCAAGAGGAUCGUACAACAACUACAUGGAAGAUGAUCCAAGACCCAAGAAGGAAGAGGAUGAUGAUAACUGGGAUCUACCUGAAGAGGAUGUACUAAAUUUUUGACUGCACAAUUCCCCACAUUCAGUAUGAUUCUUCACAUUUUACUGUGAGAGGCUUUGUCUGCAUGUAGAUUCUAUAACGUGAAACUGAAAUCAAUUCCUUAGACUUAAUUAUUGUAUUUUUCAACAUACAUUUCAUUUGAGAAUGAUAUUUAUAUUAAUACAAUAUGUUCAUUUGUGCAUUGAAAA
Molecule: messenger RNA, 833 nt
Organism: Medicago truncatula (barrel medic)
Lineage: Eukaryota; Viridiplantae; Streptophyta; Magnoliopsida; Fabales; Fabaceae
Product: 30S ribosomal protein S21, chloroplastic
Exons: 2
Coding region: 52-648 (198 amino acids)
Biological process (GO): translation
Cellular component (GO): ribosome
Molecular function (GO): structural constituent of ribosome
Source: RefSeq, a predicted model, not a curated record